UUGUAUGUGCCUUUAAAGAUAGAAACCUCUUUUUUUCUUCUGAACAACCGAUAGAAACUCUUUCUUUUUCCCUUCCCUUCUUUCUUCUUCAAGGUAGCCUCCAAAGCAAAAAACGAAAGAAGCUAAUCUGUUGUCUGGUCAUAACUUCACAAGAAGCUAUAGGUUGUCCUUAAUGUUGGCUUCUUCUUGUCACUUUCUUCAUUUCUUCUUCUCCUGAAACCCGAAAAAAAAACCGUUAAAUCUAUAACAGAUUAAGAAGAAGAAGAAAUUGGUAACUGCAAAAGCAGAGUAUAUGAAAGAUUGUGAAAUUUCGUUUUUAUUUAGUUAUCCUUUUUGAGAAGAAGAAGAUAUGUCUGCAAAACUUCUGUAUAACUUGUCAGGUGAGAAUCCAAAUCUAAAUAAACAGUUUGGAUGCAUGAAUGGGAUCCUUCAAGUGUUUUACCGGCAACAUUAUCCGGCGAGACCAGUCUCCGGCCAUGUAGAAAAGUCUUUGCCUCCAGGAGAAAGAAAAGAUCUCGUCAGUGAAAUUAACAUGGAAAGUGAUAAAGAAACGGGGAGGAUUACCAAGAAGAAGAAGAAGAAGUCUGCAGUGAAGGAUAAGCAUAGAGCCUCUUCUGAAUCUUCUUCACGGCAUUCGUUUUCCUCUUCUCCACGCUCCUCCAGCUUUUCUUCUGCAGAAGUCAGUACCGCAACUUCUCAAUUCGAUCAGCCUGGUGAGAAUCUGACCAGAGAACAGCUCAAUGCUGGACCGAUGAUGCCGUUUGAUAUAAAGGAGCUUGUGAAAGGCUCUAUUAAUAGAGAAGUGAGAACCAGACGUGACGAAACGACAGCAGCCUUCACUCAGCAUCAGCAGCAGCAGCAGCCAAAUUCAGCUAGAGCUAGCAUGAUGCUUCUCAAAGAAGCAUCAUUGAGAUCACCAUCUCGGAGUUCUAGUGAGUGGAAUGAAGGUAGAGGAAUGGCUGCUAGGCUCAGGGAGAGUCCUCGCUUUUCAUAUGAUGAGAGGGAGAUGAGAAACAAGACAGGCUCCAAGUUGAAAGAGACACCGAGGUUGUCAUUGGAUAGUAGAUCAAGUUGUCCACCAGAGGAACCGGUAACAAUGAGUCACAGGAGAUCAAAUUCAAGCGUGGUGGCCAAACUGAUGGGACUUGAAGUCAUUGCAGACAACUUCGAUACCGAGCAGAGAAACGAGAACCGGUUUUGCGACUCCCCAAGGCCAAUGUCCCGAGUAGAACCAACAUCUCUAGGGAGAUCUAGAAGCGUUGGCUCAAUCAAGAAGCUACCUGCUGCUUCUAAGUUUCCAUUGGAACCAGCUCCAUGGAAGCAGAUGAAAGCAGGAGACGCUGCAUUGACGGUUUACGGCGAAAUUCAGAAGAGGCUUACGCAGUUGGAGUUCAAAAAGGCGGGGAAAGAUCUCAGAGCUCUUAAGCACAUACUUGAGGCUAUGGAGAAGACGCAGCAGUUGAUGGAUGGAAGCAAAGAUAACACGAAUCUGAUGCAGAGAACUCAGCAGCCAGUUCCAGCUGCAACAAGUCCAGCCAUGAACUUCAAACCUUCAUCGAUCGUUGUAAUGAAACCUGCAGCUCCAGUUUCCACUUCACUGCCAACUGUCAAUGUUGGCAACCCCAGACAAAUUCGAAAAGUCACCUCGGGGAAGCAGAACGCGAUGGAUUUAACCCCAAGGCCAGGCCUCUACAAGGGCCAGCUAGAUUCGACCAAGAGCACUAGCCCAAAAACAUUGAGGUCGAGGCAAGCUUUGAGCCAACAGCAAAGCGUUAGCCCAAGAAGGCAGCCCAAAAAGCUCGGGUUUGAGAGGCAGUCACCACCCACUACUCCAAAAUCAGAGCCAGGCAAGAUCCAAAGGCAGCUCGGUAGACAGCAAAUGGAGUCAGUCUCACCGAGAAGGAAACAGGGGAUAAAACCUCGCAGUACUCUUCAGCAGCCUGAUGAACGAUUAGGCCAUGCAAGCAGUGACUUGAGAAGUUUAAGAACUGACAGCAACAUAAGCUUGAGAUCAAAUGUUGACGUCGAGGUUACAAGCAGACGCCAACCGGAGAGAAACUGUGACUUCCCAGAGCUGCACACCCCAAAACAAAGGAGUCCAGACUUUGGAAUCAAACAAGACAGACCAUCUCUUAAACCUCUGAAAGUUACCGUUGAACAACCGAGCCCUGUUUCAGUUCUUGAUGCAGCCUUCGAUGAAGAGGAUUCACCGUCCCCUGUGAGGAAGAUAUCUCUUAGUUUUAAAGAUGACGAUGCUCUACGUGCUGAAGAACCUGUGUGGAUAAAGAAGCCUGUGAGCAUCUGCAGAUCGAUAAUAUUGCCUGAGAAUAAACGGAACCCAACGCAGAAAGACUCUGAUCUCCUCAAAUGCUUCUCUGAAGAAGAUGCAAGCGGCGACCACAAGUACAUCUCGGAGAUAUUGUUGGCAUCAGGGCUUCUAAGAGAUCUUGAAUACAGUAUGAUAAGCAUUCAGCUGAACAAAGCACGUCUCCCCAUCAACCCUGGACUCUUCUUCAUCCUGGAACAGAACAAGGGCAUGGGAUUAAGACAACAUCAGACAGAGAUAAUCAGGAGAAAACUCAUCUUCGAUACCGUUAAUGAAAUUCUAGCUCAGCGGUUCACUGCAGAAGGCUGUACCAAACCACGGCUAACUGCAAAUCCAAUUACAACAAUGGAGAAUAUAUCAAAAGGGGAGCAACUUCUGAAGACGCUAUGUUUGGAGAUUGAUAGGCUACAAGAGAACAACUCACAGUGUGUCUUGGAGGACGACAAGGAGGACCUCACAUGGAACGACCUGCAAUGUCACGGCAUGAACUUAAAGGCGUUUGAAGGUGAGACUCCAGGGAUAGUGUUAGAUAUUGAGAGGAUGAUUUUCAGAGACUUGGUUAAUGAAGUUUGCUUCUGUUAAUUUUUAUUGGUAUCACUUAGAAUUGUAAAUGAAUGAAUCUUACAGAGGAAGAGAACCCUUGGUUUCUGGGUUUUCAACCCUUUUGCCUGUUCUCUUCCUACUUGUUUGUGUAACCAGCAUAUAUAUAUAUAGGUCUAAUUAAUAAAUAA
Brassica oleracea var. oleracea is the source of this 3057-nucleotide messenger RNA. Its product is annotated as protein LONGIFOLIA 2-like. The transcript is spliced from 5 exons. The record is from RefSeq and is a predicted model, not a curated record. NCBI's taxonomy places the organism in Eukaryota, Viridiplantae, Streptophyta, Magnoliopsida, Brassicales, Brassicaceae. The coding region runs from base 350 to 2908 and encodes 852 amino acids. Gene Ontology annotation, biological process: regulation of monopolar cell growth.